Myripristis murdjan (pinecone soldierfish) is the source of this 5636-nucleotide messenger RNA. It is a transcript of the gene lcor, whose product is annotated as ligand dependent nuclear receptor corepressor. Gene Ontology annotation, biological process: regulation of transcription by RNA polymerase II. Bases 23 to 2155 code for a protein of 710 amino acids. The transcript is spliced from 7 exons. The record is from RefSeq and is a predicted model, not a curated record. NCBI's taxonomy places the organism in Eukaryota, Metazoa, Chordata, Actinopteri, Holocentriformes, Holocentridae. Gene Ontology annotation, cellular component: nucleus. Gene Ontology annotation, molecular function: DNA binding.
CCACGGGAGGGGCCGAUAGAAAAUGGCGAGUCUGUGCAAAAGGCAGCAAUGCACGAUAGAGAGGCGCGGCUUUCGGCAGGAACUUGACUCUUGGAGGCACAAACUCAUUCACUGUGUAGGCUUUGAAAGCAUCCUGGAAGGCUUGUUUGGACCAGGACUAGUCAAAGAUAUCACCCUUUUCCGAGACUGCGAGCCUGAGGAAGUGUCUGACUGGUCCUUUGACGAAAACUGUCUCUUCUGCUGCUUAAGACGCGAGAAAGUCAAGGAGCACGUAGUAGGGAACGGCGGAGGCAGCCAGGUGCUGUCGGAGUGUGAAGAUUACAAACAGGAGCAGUCUCGGAUCAGCCGGUUGGAGAGACAGGCCCAAGACUUCCUCAAUGCUGUGUUCCACAGAAAAGACCUCCCAAGUUUCUCAGACCCCCACAUCCCUCUAGUGGCUCGUGAGAUCAUGCAGCGAAUGAUCCGCCAGUUCGCUGCCGAAUAUACCUCAAAAACUACUCAGGACGACCCGCCCGUGCCCAACGGCACCAUGAAGGACCAAAGCCUGCCGAGAGCGGCGUCUCUGGCCCCGGCCCCAGCCUUGGCCUCGGCCCCCGGCUCCCCGCCUGGGCCCCCACCCGGACCGCUGGCCCCUCUGGCCCUGCGUUCCCCUCCUUCAUCUGCCUCCUCAUCCCCGUCCCCGACCCCGGGGCCGGGCCUCAGCCCCACCACCGCCGCCGCCGCCACCGCUGCCAGCACCACCUCUGCCUCGGCACCCGCCUGCAGCGACGGCUCGGGAGACAGUAACGGUGGAGGAGGAGGAGGAGGAGGAGGAGGUGCGGCUGCUGCCUCUGCACAGAACCCCGUCCUCAGCAAGCUUCUCAUGACCGACCAGGACGGCCCGCUGGACCUCACCGUGAAAAAGAACCACGUGGACCCGGAGCCCAGCCAGCAGGAUGGCGUCCUGGACCUUUCCACCAAGAAGAAUCACAGUGCAGGCAGCCCCCUCCUCAAAACCUCGCCCAGCUUCUCCACCACGCCUGGGACCAAAGGUCGUUCUCUGAGAGUGGACCGCACCUUCCGAGAGGUGGAUGAGGAGGAUGGCCUGCUGCCGAGAAGCUUGCAGGACGGACUGAGGGAGAACUUCGUCAGCUCCACCUCCCUCAAGCCCCCGCUGGCCCGCUCGCUGCUCAUCAAGGAAGAGCUCCUUAGCCAGAAGCACCGCCUCCUGAGACAGCCUGCUGCUCUCUCAUUGGCUAAUCUUGAGUCAGCCGCCUUGCUCAACCACGGGCAGUCCCACUCCUUGCUUGGCCAGAAGGGCUCUUCGUCUCCAUGGGGCGGCAAAGCCCACCUGGACAACCUGCUGAAGCUGAAGCAGGCCGGCGGAGCUCUGAGCGGGGCCCUCAGCGACCUCAAAGAGCUGCCUCUGUUCCUGGAGAACCACCACCACAACCACCACGGAGCCUUCUCCUCUAAGAGUUCCCUCCAACACCACCAUCACCACCACAACCAGGUCUCCAAGGCCCACCACCACCACGAGGGCAAGAGAGAGCAGGGUCACUCGCCUCCUGUGGACCUGAAGAUCCCCCAAGUUCGAGGCAUGGAUCUCUCCUGGGACUCCCAUGCCUCAGAGCUGUACGGCUACAGCGCCAUGGGGGUGGGGAGCGGUGGCCACGGGGAGAACGCCCUGAGCCGGAAGCUGAGAGCCAUUCUGCCCAAGCAGAACCGCCGAGGAGGGCUGGGAGGAAGCCUUGGAGGCCUGUUGGAUGGGGCGGCCGACUACUGGGGCUCUGACGUGGACCACUCCACCUCGGGGCCAGCUUACUCCACCUCCGAUGUGGAAGGGGACCCCAGCUCAAAGCAGCCAAGGAAGAAGAGGGGCCGUUACCGCCAGUACAACAGCGAGAUCCUGGAGGAGGCCAUAGCGGUGGUGAUGAGCGGGAAGAUGAGCGUGUCCAAGGCCCAGAACAUCUACGGGAUUCCUCACAGCACCCUGGAGUACAAGGUCAAGGAGCGGAUGGGAACCCUGAAGAACCCCCCAAAGAAGAAGCUCAAGCUGAUGAUGAGGAUGGAAGCAGGAGGCCAGGAUUCCGCUGCGGAGUCGGAGAACACGCCCACCGCGACCCCGCGAGACGACGGGCCGCCGCUGGCAGCUGCCGAGCUCAAGGACGAUUAAGACGGAAAUGAAGAGAUUGAUGACAAUUCGAAACCAAUCGAUUUAAACGACAAAAAAAAACUAUAAACCUUAAAUGACUAAAGUAAUUUGAAAACGGAUGGGGCUUUAUUUGUGCCAAUUUACUUUGCAGUAUCUGGGUGAGCACAAACGCAGGGAUAAUAAGAGGAGGAUUCUUAAAAACAAACUGGAGAGAAACAACUAAUCGGCUGGUUUUUAACAGGUGUCACAUGAGCGACGCCGUACAAGCAUUUGUUCAGCUUUCUUAUCCAGGAGCUUAACAAAUGCAGUGAAAGACAUGAGUUACAUGACAAUUAAUGAAAUUUUCUUAAGCAUGCUGAUAAUCCCCAGUCCGAAACCCAAUCCCCCUCUUUUCUGAACUUGACACACUGACCCGUAACUGCUUCUAAAUGCAGUUUGGGCUGUGGACCAUUCCAAUUUGGGGAAAACGAGGGGAAGGUUGAAAAUCAACCCUUUUGAACAAACUGACAAAUUAAGGUCCUUUGACCCCUCCCCUCUCUCAUGGAGUACUAGUUAAAAUUGGUAAGUGAACUGUCUAUUACAUUUGAAAGCCAACUGUAAAGGUUUAUCAUGCCAUUGAUAUUUUUCACCAGGGUUCUAAAUCAAAACCCAUUCUCUUAUUGCCAGGUAGCCAUUACGCUUUAACUGCAAACCUUUUCUUUCCUCCUUAGAUAUUCUGCUAUUCUCUAUGUGGACGAAAGCAACAUUAACCCGUCCUUUUUGAAUGAAAAAAAAAAAGACACACAAAAGUCAUUCAGGGAUGCAUGUUUGUGAAUUUCGUAGAUACUACUGACUUCUAAGAUAGACUUCUUUUUCCUCUGUCUUUAUUUUGUUUGUUUGUUUUGUUUUUGCUUUCUUUUGCACUACACUUUGGGUCUGGCGCUUACAGACCAGGUUACCUCGGCAUCGUUGCCCUAGCAUCAUGCACUUAUUAUGGUCUGUCUCUGAAGCCCAGCCGCAACCUCGCAACAGGUCGGGGGGCGCAAGUCACCCGACGAGCUCUGAUCCAGAAUCAGAUCCGGGAUGCUCUUUCACUCCUUUAUUGCCAGGGGACAAGUCAAGGGGUAAUCCGGUUCUGGAUCAGCUGUUUUUAAGGUGGACUGCUCCCUCGUGCACCUCCGCCAGCGUCUCACCGCUGAUCCCAGAACGCCGGAGCCGCCUGGCGUGCGAGCUUGCAGGCUCUCUGGGAUCAGAACGUGACACCCUGCUGCUAUCCAGUUGAUUAUCUAUUCCCAUACGAGGCUUUAGCUAGCCCUAGCUAACGGGUGUUAGCUGGCCUUAGCUAACGACGACACAUUUCUGACGUUUGUUUUAUUCCUUCUCCAAUCAAACUAAGCAGAGGCGGCUUAGCUAACGAGUUUUAACGAUUUCUUCUCCCUCUCUGAGUUGUUUUGAACUUUCAAAGACGGUUUUAAAGGCAGUUUACUACGAUUGAUGUGCAUUUGUAGACGGGACGGUUUGGGGUGGGAGGGGGGACGUUUUGCAUUGGGGAGGGGUAGUUGAUAGAGGCGAGGGAGAGAAAGGCAGAUUUAAUAUAUUAUAAAUUAUUAUGACACUGAUGACGUAAAAGCCAAUCCGCAUUUCUGGAUGAUUUUUUCUCCUCAUUUUUAACUCAGGGUAACUGAGACAGACGAUGUGGGUUUCAAACAUGGACGUUUCCUGCGGGGACCUAUAGUUGAAAGGCAGGAGGACAAGACACGCCUCUCUUUAAUGCUACUUCAGAGGCGGCUAGGAUUAGGCAGAUAUGGCAGCGCCAUAGCCAAUAGACUGGCUAAUCAAUAAAAAAAGAACAGAAAAAAACACUGAAGUUGGGUUGGGGAUGGAAGUUUUGCCGAUAAACUUCUAAAUAGCACUUUUCUAAAAUGAAAAAGAAAAAAAAACAAGAGAGAGAAAGAAAGCUGUUUGAGGUUAUGCAUGUGGUGUAGCUCUUCUUAUUGGUGUGUUGGUGCUGAGGGAUGUGGAGCUGGAAGAGACGAGGAGCACAGAGAGAUGAAAGAAAAAAGCUUUAGUGUCUGAAGAUUUUCAGAAAGCUGCAGCUUGGACCCAAACAUACUCUUUUUUUCCCUCUCAAUUACCUCCUCGACAAAAACACUGGUUGACAGCUUGAACAAGCUAAGUUUUGUGUAGUGUAGUCUAGUUGUCGUUUUCCUUCCCCUCGCCGCUGAAGCACCAGGGAUAGAAAAACUAUCAUCGCAGCCUGAGGAAAAAAAAAAAAAUCCCUCAGAGGACACAGAAGAAAAAAGACUCUUUCAGUUGUUUUCCAUUAGGAAAAGAUAGAAGUAGACAAAAAAAGCUUUUUUUGGUUGUAAUGUUCUUUGGCCCACUCUUGCUCUGUGGUAAAUGUUGCUCUUCGCUCCUAACACUGCCUGGUGCUCACCCAGUCUGUGAGAUUUUUAACAUGAGAAUUGUACAUGUCUGUUGUUUCAACUCAGAUGAAAUGAUGAUGAUUCACUCCUUUUUGAAAUGUAUUGUACAUUUAUUUAUUUGAUUUCUUUUCUUUGGUUUUUUUCGUUGAUCACCCUCUUUGAAAUGGCAUGCACCAGUUUGCUUUUGGCUGACUUUGGGUCGGGGAGACGCUUAUCGGACUCGAUGUGGAGAACUCGUCAAAACGUCUAAUCAGGGGCCAGAGAUACUCCAAUCCAAAUAAAACGACGAAUUAAUCACUAUAUAAUUAUUAUAAUCAUUUUUAACUCUUGAUUGCAUACAAUCUUCAUUAGCCGUGCACUGGCUCUCAGCGUUUUUAGAGAUAAGCUUUGAAACACCCUUGGCUUGGAUUGGCAGAUAAGCAUAGCCAAUGGGGAAGAGAGACCCCUGGAGCGGCACGGGGCCAGGGGCCGUGCAUCAAAUGCAUCCAACACUUUGAUAAUGCCGAGCAUUUGAAGUGUCUAAAAAGUUGUCAGGUGCAUUGAGUGAGAUUGGACAUGACAGCCAGCUGAAGACAAUGCCUGAUCUGAUAGUGAAAACAGGAUCGAAGCUCCAGAGUUGAAGCACUUCACACCAAGACGCCUUUCACAAAAGGCGACGAGGCUGCUCACUUAGCUAGAAAAGAAUUUGACAAAAGAUUACUUAAAGUAUGUAAUUACUUAAUUGACACCCCCCUCCCUUCCCCCCAAAAAACAAAAACAAAAACAAAAACAAAGAAAAAACCCCCUAAAGCACUAACUACGGCACUCAUGGCUUGUUUCAUGUAAUGCAUGUAUAGCAUGGAUUUGUGCUGAGGAAGAAAAAAAGUGUAGAAUUAGUACUAUUGGCACUUAGUGUGACACAAUGCACUGUGUGUGCAUGGAUAAACUCCUCCACCAGCACUUAGAGCCGUCUCCCCUGAGAGGGGUUAUUUCUGAAGGGCCAAUCUCUUGCGCAUAAUUUAUGCAAAUCUCUAAUCAUUUACAGAAAUUUUCUCGGCGUGCACAAACACAUUUCCAACCAUUAUGUCUGGCAUUUAAUAUAAAUUCAUCACUGCUUU